CAUAGACACAGUGUCUAUGUAUACCACAUAGAGAUACACGCAUAGAGUAUCCAACAACAAACAAAUAUACCUCUAGGUUGUGUGUCUGUUGAACAAAAAAGAUAUACUGACUCUGCUAUACAGGUCUUGCUCGAUAAAUUGGCAAAAAAUGAAUUGCAAUUAUCUUUGAUUUCUCCGAUCCAAAUAUAUCCGAAAAAUUGACCCCAUCCAGGAUUCGAAAAUGAACGACGAUCAACAACGAGCAUCACCACCAAACACACCGCCACCAUUGUCGAUCGACAUUAAACCCUCGAUCAUUUCAUUUGAGGACGACGACGACGAUGUUGAUGACGAAAUGUACAACGACCACGGCAACGGUGAUGAGCAUUCGAAUAGUAUUCACUAUGAUAUUAUCAACUCUGAAGAUGAAUUCAGUCUGCCUGAUGAUUCACAAGAUCAUCAUAAUCACGAGCAUUUCAUUUCCCGUAAUCAAUCCAUUGAAAAUAUUCGAUCCGAAAUCGAUAAUAUUUUGGUUGUGUUAGACGAUAACCAAAAAGCAAUUGCUCCCAUUCAUCACUCAACAGAUAACCAAUCUGACAAUGAUGAUGAUGAUGGCAUAAUGGAAGAAUGUCAGCAAAUAAUCCGUCAUCAUUAUAUGCAUCGAUUUUGUCGAUCGCUAAAUGAACAGGAUCAGACGCGAUAUUCGGAAAUAAAUUUACAAUUUUUGAAUAAUUUGCUAGGACAGGACAUUGUCUGCUUUUGUGGCCGGCAAUUUCCCUAUCGAAACCGUCAGCCAUUUUAUCAACAUCUAGUCAUCGAACAUGGAACCCAAUAUUACCAAUGUACAUUAUGUCCGGGCAAAUUUUUUCAAACAUUCGAUGAUUGGCUUGAGCAUCUCAAGCGUGAUGAUGGCCUAGCAACAACCUCCAGCGAAAAUGAAGAAAUUUUGCGAUACUUAGAGAAUGAUAAAAUACAAAAACUACGCUUAUGGGUGGACGAAUUUUAUAGGCAAACAAUAUCAAUGCAAUUAUUAUUCAUGGACGGUUAUCCUUAUAAGUGGUGCACAAUGUGCACAAUCUAUCAACAUCAUCUGGCAAUCGUUCCACAUAUCCAACAAUUGCCUCUCCACCCCAACAAACCUCCUCACAGUCUUGAUUUCAAUAGUGAAUUUGAAAAAAGAUUUGAUCAUCAAUGCAAACAUCUAUGUUAUUAUCGCUAUGUUUGUACCGAUUGUCUGCAGAAAUAUCAGUCAACAACUAGUCAACAUCCAGAUGACGAAACAAACGAUUUAUUAUCCAUGAGAACGUAUGAAAAUUGCCAAUUAUUAUCAGAUAUCAAUCACUAUCAACAGAUGUUUCUAUCACUCAUAUCGGCCACAACAAUUCGUCAACAUUUUCAAUUGAAACAUUCAUCCUCAUCAUGCAAAUUGUCGACCGUUUCAUUCAAAAGGUGGAUGUCAGUCGAUUCGUUGGAAUAUCAGUUGAGAAAAUGUUAUGGCCAUUAUGGCUGGAAUUUCGAUGGGGAACGUGAAUCAUACGAAUUCAAUGAUAUCAGACAUUUACUCCAAACACAUUUGCUAAGAAAACGCAAAACGAAACCAUUCAUAAAUGUGAUGACCGAUAAUAAAUCCGAAUGGAUUCGAAAAUUAUAUCAACACUAUACUUAUUGCUCUGCAACAGUCAGGCCCACCAUAUCUCACAAACAUAUUGAACAAGUGUUGUGGCAUGUCAGUCAUUUAACAAAAGAACAAUCAAAUUCAACCGGAAGGAUUUGUACUUGGGAAGGAUGUGAAAAUAUUUUGAAAACUUUGCAGCCAAUUCACCUGCACAAUCUAGUUGUUUCAAACUUGAUGAAACACACCAUUCAACGAAAAAUAUACCUUAUGAUUGAGGAGAUUCAUUCGCAAAUGAAACAAUUGCGUAUUGAGUUUUCCAAUGAACAAAUGAUCAAUGUUUGUAUUCAUACUCUAAUCCAAAUGUAUCGAUGGAUGAGUGAAUCGUUUCGACGACAAAUCAAACCGAUGGAUGAAGAAAACCGAGCAAUCUAUCACCUACAGCAGCAUCCCAACUAUCUAAUCGAAUUAAUGUUUGAAAUAUGUUCGAAAUGUAACAUUCCACCUAGUAUGGAAUCAUCCAAGAAAUUUACGGAAGAAACAAAUGAUGAAUCCUUAGUCGGAACUGAUGAAAACGAUGAUGGUUGUUCGAUUGAUAGUGGCAUUCAAUUGAGUCCACGAUUCGAAAAACAACUGAUCCAAUUGGCCGGACCAAUAGGUAUUGACCCUUUACCACAAACAAACAUGAUUACCAAUCAAGGCAAAUUGAAACAUUUGAAAACAAACCAACUAUCACAGUUUAUACAGCAAAUUGUAUUGGAUAAUUACUUCCAUUCAAUACGACCAAUCGUGGCUUAUGAUCAAAUAUCCAAAUCGAAAAGUGAAUCCAAUUUACAUCACUUUCAACAUGAGUUGAAUCUCAUGGGCAGCAGUGGAAAUGAUCCGAUCGAUCAAUUAUAUGAUGACAGUGAUGAUGUACAAUCCCCAUCAUUGUUAGACCAGGAAAAAAUGUCAUCCUACAUGAAACGAUAUCUGCGUUUAAUCGAUAUUUAUGAUUAUUCACUGGAAAAAGAAUUGACUGAAUGCGGACCAGGAUGCUCAAUGGAUAAUAACAAUAAUGACGAGCAUUGCAUCAAUCGAGAUAUUGUUGGUGACAAUCAAUUGUUCACUGAAAAAGCCAACCCCAGUAAUGAUGAUGCGACAUUGAUUCGACGAAAAUCGAAAUGCAAAAAACCAUUAAAACAACAAAAACAAUCAAUGCUUAGCUAUCAAAACAAACAAUCAGGCAAAAUGAAUAGAUCAAAGCGACAUAGUCAUCAUCACCAUCGAAGUCAUCACCAUGGUGUCAUUAUUGAUAAUGAUCAUCAUCAAUAUGAUCCAAUCUUUACCACCAAAACCAUUAUUGGUGAGGAUCAUUAUUCAUCGUUGGCAGUAAAAAGUUUAUUACAAUCCAAUACAGCAACAUUGGCUGCUCAAAUAUCAUCAUCAUCGUCAUCGACUUCGGAAUCGUCAGCAUCCGAAUCAUCAUCAACAUCGUCGCCAUCAUCCUCAUCCUCGUCGUCUUCGUCGACAUCCGACUCGUCGUCAUCAUCGAAUUGCUCCACAUCGAAUUCCUCAUCGAAUUCGUCCGAAUCAUCAUCAUCUAGUUCAUCGUCCACAACGACGGCAUCAUCAUCAACACGGUCGGAUAUUGGGAGCUGUUAUCUGCAGGAUAUAAGUCCCGAUCAGAUAAAUUCUGUAUUCGAUCCGGAAACAAGUUUAGCACUGUGUUGUUUGAGACAGCUCAAAGAAGGCGAAUCCACCAGUCAUAAUAACCUUGACAAACAUUUCUCAUCCAAACGUGACCAAAAAGAGCAAUCACCACCACCAACCAAGAUAACGACUAGGAAAAAUUCGCCAAAAACCAUGACCGAAACUAAAUUCGAGAAAAAACAUUUUGAUUAUCAUGGUGGUCCGCCGCCACGGCAACCAAGCGAUGAUGAUGAAAAAGAUUCAUUCUCAGAUGUUGAAGAUAUUUUCCCCUCUACUUUAACCCCACCGCCAUCAUCGACAAGAUUGACUACCACAAUAGUACCUGUCAUUGAUGAGGACUGCAAUGAUGAAAAAUCAAAAUUAUCAUCUGGUCAUAGUAAUUCGCCAUUACCGCCAAUGAUCACCACGACUAUGAUGAACAUCCACCACCCUGAAACGAAUAUCAAAGUUAAUCCACUGCCAAUGGCAUCACCACCACUACCACCUAGUUCGACACCAUCCAAUAAUGAAGAUGAUCAUCAACAACAUGAGACCAUCAAUUCAAUGCAGAUCAAUCGUAUCCUAGAUGAAGCUAAAUCAAUUGAUAAUUGUAAUGGGACUAUCAUCCAACAACAGCAUUUAGCACUCGAUCAUAAUAGUGAAAAAGAUUUCUCUACUUGUUCGCCAUUAACAUCAUCUGGUUCAAGUGGCAAUAUUAUCGAUAACCCAUCACAACAUAUCAAUAAUCAACAUUCAUCCACUAAUAUGCCAAGAAAAGCUAAAUGUCCAUCAGAUCAAACAACAUCACCAUCUAAUUUGAAUUGGGAUCAAAAACAAUCUUUGCCUUCCAAUAAUAAUCAAUCCGCAAACAGUAAUGAAGCCAAUAAUAAUUCCAUGAUGAUAUCCAAAGCUAUUCAAAUAUCACCCAUUCAUCAGCAAUAUCUAUUUCCAAAGCGAUCUCUGCCAGAUGAUCAACAACAACAACAACAACAAUCAUCCACUAAUAAACGUAUACGUACUAGUGCCACCACCUCCAAUACUAAUCAUAAUGAUAAUUCCAUCCACAAAAACACAUCAGAUAUCAUAACGCCAUCCAUGUCACCAUUCCAACAACAACAACAGCGACCAUUACCACCGGUUCAAGAAGUAUUGCAGCAAAUUGGUCACGAGCAACCACAACAUUCGUCAUCAUCCACAAUGAUGGUGGCAAAUUAUUCUGGCCAAUCAUCAUCAUACAUCAAUCAUUAUAAUGCCACACAAUCCGCAAUCGAUUCAUCCAAUAAUUCAAUAUUGCGCCAAUCAUUACGCCAACGAAAUGAAGCAUCAUGGAAUGCAUGGAAUUCUGGACAACAAAUUGAUUGCAAUGCCAUGACAGAAUCCAAUUGGAAUAAUCAACAACAACCGAUAUGCUUGGCCAACAACAAUAAUUCCAUUGGUUAUUAUUAUGCAAGUGGACAACAACCAUCCUUGUCAACCAAUGCUGGAUCAUCAAUGUAUGCUCAAACCGCAACUUCAUCAACGGCCACAAGAACUGCCAAUAAUAAUCAAUUACCGGUUUAUAAUGCCAAUAAUCAUAAUCAGUAUCCGGAUCAACAGUAUCAGCCAAAUCAAUAUUGUCAAUCAUCAAUCAUGGCUGCUGGUGGUGGGGGUGGCUAUCACCGUCAUUCAUCGUCAUUGCCAUCAGGUAUUGUCGCUGCCAAUAAUACCCCUCCUAUAUCUAGUUCACCUUGGAUAAAUAAUACAUCGAUGGCUCCGCCUUUACCCCCUCCUACUUUGGGUGUUACGAAUGCUAUCGGAUCAUCAUAUGGACAAUAUUCCUAUGGACAAUCGCCGAUGGCUAUUAAUGAUUUAUCAUCGAUGCAACAGUCGGUUGCAAUGAAUGUUCCUGCAACCCCAUCUGGUGGUAGUGAUGAUGGUGAUGAAGCGGAUGAUGAUGGCGAUGAAGAUGGAGAUAACGGCGAUGAUGAUCACCAAGUUGAUCGUGAUAUAAUUGAAUAUAGUCAUAAUUUAUCGAGAGCACUGAAUGCAGGUAAUGUUAUGGGAUUAUCCAAUCAACAACAACAGCCGAUUGCUCAUUAUUCGCAAUAUGAUCCGAUUGCUCAACAACAGUCAUCAGCCUAUUAUCAACCACAAGGCCCAUCAUCAUCAUCGACAAGAAUCCAUUCACCAUCCAUACAUCGGACGAUCACAUCGGCUAAAGUGACAGCAGAAUCAUCAUCGUGUCAUGAGCAAUUGCCUUAUGCUAUCAAUUAAUCAAUCAAUCAAGGAAUCUUAAUCUUUUAUUCCACACACAUGUUA
Dermatophagoides pteronyssinus (European house dust mite) is the source of this 5560-nucleotide messenger RNA. RefSeq lists its product as uncharacterized. The record is from RefSeq and is a predicted model, not a curated record. NCBI's taxonomy places the organism in Eukaryota, Metazoa, Arthropoda, Arachnida, Sarcoptiformes, Pyroglyphidae.